CGAUCACCGUCAUGGACUUGGUGGCGAACCAGGAGGCGCCUUUCUCAACACCACCUGUACACACCACGGACAGCACCAUAGAACCAGUGAAUUCCACAACGUGGGUUGGCAGUCGCGACGAAUCGCUGGCCCAGGUGGAGGUCAGCGUGCUCGCUCUCAUCUUCGCGUUCACUGUGGCCGGAAACGGUUUCGUACUGGCUGCGUUGGCGGCACGGCGUUCCAAGAUGACGAGGAUGUACUACUUUCUCCUGCAGCUAUGCGUCUCCGACCUGACGACUGCCUUCUUGACGGUACUGCCGCAGCUCGGUUGGGACGCCACCUAUCGCUUUCGAGGUGGAAACGUAGCCUGCAAGCUCGUCAAGUUCGGCCAGCUACUGGGACCGUAUCUCUCAUCGUACGUCCUGGUCGUGACGGCAAUCGACCGGUACCAGGCCAUCUGCUUUCCCCUCUCGAACUGCUCGUGGACACCGAACAAGUCCAAGUUGCUCAUCUCCGUCGCCUGGAUUGUGGCGCUGAUGUGCUGCGUGCCGCAGCUGUUCAUCUUCAGCUACCAGGAGAUCUCGCCCGGCGUUCACGACUGCUGGGGCACGUACGUCGAGCCGUGGGGCCUUCGUGCUUACGUCACCUGGUACGGCGUGUCCGUCUUUUUCGUGCCCUUGCUGGUGCUGACUUUCACGUACGUGCGCAUCUGCCGCGCCAUCUGGAGGAACCUGUACCUCAAGCGGCGCAACUCUGAGGCUGAAGCGACGUGCAUGGCUGGUCGCGCCUAUCGCUUCAAGGGCGCCUCGACUAGCUGUGGUGCGUCUUUUGUAAGACCGAUAAACCUGAAGCCAGCGAGCUUCAUGGGACCGCGGAGCCAUUCUGUGCGCGGCUUGUCCCGGGCCAAGAUCAAGACUGUCAAAAUCACAGUUGUCGUUAUACUUCUGUACAUCGUCUGCUCAUCGCCUUUCAUCUGCGUCCAGAUGUGGAUGCACUGGAGCCCCGAGGUCGACAUCGGCAACGCGUGGACCAACGCCGUCGUGACAAUCCUGAUGCUGCUCAACAGUCUGAACAGCUGCGUCAACCCAUGGAUCUACCUGCUGUUCAACCGGAACCUUAUGCACGCUCUCAAGCAUCAGGUGUGCCGCUGUCCGACAAAGAGCGUCAGUCCCGCCGUGGCCGUGAGCGGAAUUGUUCCUGAGCUGACGACCCAGGGAACUGAGGCCAACGUGACCGUCAUUCAGCAGCCCAUGUCGCAGCUGCUCGUCGAUUUCGAGCCCCCCGGUAGUUUGAGGGGACAGCGUGCCUGCUGCCACCCCAGAAUGCACGCCGACAGGAACGGGGUUGUCUCCUUGGCCGAGACGAUCGCCAUGACUCCCUUCACUCUGCAGGCGACGAGCUCCAGCAAUGGCGGCGGCGGACAGUAUGUGCCGUGCCGAUGAGCAUAGAGUGACGAGCUUUUCAUCGAUCGCAUACCCCUGUCAAAAUGAUUACGUUGUACUGUACAUCCCGCAGUGUGCGUUGGGAUCCCUGCAAGUAAUAUACUUAGUGAUCACGUGUGCGUGAAGCAGCGUACCUAAGAGAACAAAGCGGGAAAAACAAACAAGUUAAUUAAAUUCUGGAGUUUUGCGUGCCAAAACCACGAUGACGUUGCAAGGCACGCCGUAGUGGGGUGCCCCGUAUUAAGUUUGACCACAUGGAGUUCUUUAAUAUGCACUUAAACCCAAGUACAGGGUUGUUCUUGUAUCAAAAUAAGCCGCCGUGACCAGGUAUCGAACCCACGUCCUCGAGCUUUACAGUGCCAGACAUCAGCCGCUAAGCUUCCGCAGCGGGCCUGAAAACAAAAGUAAACGACGCUUUUUCUUUAUCCCUGCUUUUUUUCCGUUUUGUUCUGUGCUAUGCGUUGCUUCAAAUACACCUUAUGAUGACUAGUCACCAACACGCCUAAUUGUCGACUUUGCUGAGCUACUUAGUGGGUUUUGUAAGAAGAUCCAUUCGCGACUGCAGUGCCAGCAGCUGUCUAUAAGGUGGGCCAUCGAUUAGACUGGGAAUACACGCACAGUUUUCUUGACACUAAUGUGCGGUAACGUGCGCUAGGUCUCGAAGGCUGGUGACGUCAUUUCGAUGUAGUCAUGCCGGGCACAGACUGCUCUUUCUUGUGAGUGAAAAUGCGUCGCUCUAGUAUUAAAUACACCAGCAGAAUGCAUGGUUCAAUUGAAAAGCUGGCUCAAUGUAUCUAGGCUGGCGAUGUGUCUGUUUCGUGAAGUUCGUACACAGAACAAGAACAGUGCUCCGUUCCGUAGCCAUGCUUGAGGAUUGCGUAAUUAUACCGGAAGCGACCCGUCUCCUCUGGGCUUGAAUAUUUGCAAAGUACGUGCGCAGUACGUCAUAGUUUCUUGCGGGAAUCCAUCGUAUUUUGUGUCAUGUGCUGAUUGGACCUUUUUAAUCCGCCUCUUUCACGAUGCCAUGGCGCAUGUGCCCUUCAUAAAGGUCACGCAACGUCCCUUCAUCUCGGAAGCUUUCGUUCUGGCAAUACCGGUUGUCCCGGUCCCUACCGAAACCCUACCAAAACGCUAGAGGCCAGCACAGGAAAAUGAAAAAGGCGGAUUGUUACUAGGUCAGGUUACAGGUGCCAGGCCAGCAGAACAUAAUCGGUUUUAUUAAAUGAACAUUGUUGUUUACUUAAACUUUACAAGGCGCAUGUUAUCUCAGGCAGUGAUAUAAGGAAAAUACAGGCACGUUCCUAAUAUUCUGCUCUUUGCUGCGGCGUUAACUAAGGCGCCGCGUCACGGACCUAUGGGUCAGUGCUUCCGCUCCUCUAAAACAGCCUACGAAACGCGCUAUUGCUAUGCUCAAGUAUGUUGUAAAUAUUUCUACCCAAAUUCCAACUUGUAAAUUACCACCGCUGAAAAUUAAUUUGCUAAAUUACGCGCGUUGUAGAACCCGAGGAAGAACUAAGGGGAAUCAUUUUCCAGCGUAACUUACUGUGGCAAGCCAUGUAGACGUCUUUCUCCUGUGUGCCAUCCUCUUCUCAUCAUCGAGGUAACAAUGUCCUUUUGACAGAUCACUUGUAACGGAUAACAGUGUUCCACGCAGUGCUACAAACCAUUUCCCAUUCAACUCCACCACCAUCGUCUUAUUCAGAUCCUCAUUCAACUCAGUUCAU
This is a messenger RNA of Rhipicephalus sanguineus (brown dog tick), 3145 nucleotides long. Its product is annotated as oxytocin receptor. The transcript has 2 exons. Gene Ontology annotation, molecular function: vasopressin receptor activity; peptide binding. The record is from RefSeq and is a predicted model, not a curated record. Gene Ontology annotation, cellular component: membrane. Gene Ontology annotation, biological process: G protein-coupled receptor signaling pathway. Bases 12 to 1421 code for a protein of 469 amino acids. NCBI's taxonomy places the organism in Eukaryota, Metazoa, Arthropoda, Arachnida, Ixodida, Ixodidae.